Molecule: messenger RNA, 2583 nt
Organism: Lactuca saligna
Lineage: Eukaryota; Viridiplantae; Streptophyta; Magnoliopsida; Asterales; Asteraceae
Source: the annotation of a GenBank genome assembly
AUGAUUUAUUUUGUGAAGGUUCCAGAGAGUGACAAACUGUUUAUAGCUUCAAAUGAAGAAGAUGAAGUGAAAUUACAGAAACAACGAGAUGUGUCAAAGUUUUUCCACAUUGAACCACAAGGGAAACUUCCAUCUUUUGUUACCGGUAAAGAAGGGAGAUGGGAAAAAUAUAGAAAGAAAUCAGAGGGAAUUAAGCUAAUAAUUUUAAUGUCAAAUAACGAUGUGGAGUUUGGAGCAAGAGGCAGCGUUGGACGUAACGUCAAAAUUCUAUUAGAUUUUAAAACAAAAGGAGAGGAUCUUAAGAAAAAACCUCUACCAUCAAUUUUCAUGGUUCCUAAACUGUACCGAGAUAUCAGCCCAAUAUCUUUUACGCCUAGGUUGGUCUCUAUUGGACCUCUUCACAGAAAAGAUACAAAUUUGCAAAAGUUUGAAGUUCAAAAAUCGACUUAUUUAAAUAAUUUAUUGGCUCUGUGUGGUUCCAAACCAAAGGAAACGUUAGAAGAUUGUGUGGGAAAGGUGAAUACGAAAAUUGACGAUAUCAAGAAAUGCUAUGAAGAGUCAGCGACCUACUACGGGGAUGAGGAACUUGCUAGAAUAAUGGUAAUAGAUGGAUGUUUUAUCCUUUAUUUUACUCAUCUUCUUUCAGGAAAAGCCGGCAGAUUUAUGGGAAACCGGUCGACUAUCCCAUUAAUAUUUAAUGAUAUUCUGCUGAUAGAAAACCAAAUCCCGUUUUUUGUUCUUAAAGACAUCUUUGAAUCUACUAUUCCUCUUUUUAAACGAAAUCCCUCUCUCGCUGACCAUCUUGAAAUACUUCUCAAAGGUUAUAAUCCUUUUCAAGAAUAUAAUGUUACAGACAACAUCAACCUAUCUGAACCUCCUGAUCAUAUCCUUGGCCUUCUGUACAACUGUUUAGUGCCUAGGCAUCUCUCAUUAUCACCAUCUUUUCUUCAAAAUGGAGGCCCGUCCUUGGAACAAGAAAGACACUCGGCCAUUGAACUGGAUAGGGCAGGGGUGAACUUUAGGACUAACAAAUAUGUGAAUUGGCCAAUGGCUAUGAAACUGGAAUUACCAAGGUUUUCAUGCUUCACAUGGUUUUGUUGUAAGCCUACUCUGUUGAUGCCAAAACUAUAUGUUCAUGAUUCCACUGAGUUGGUUUUAAGGAACCUCAUACUAUACGAGCAGUCGAGUCGAGUUCCAGAGUGCGUUACGUCAUAUAUGUGGGCCAUGGAUAUGCUAGUAGAUACUCCAGAGGAUGUUGCAAGGUUGGUAAAAUCAGGGGUCCUAGUCAACCAUUGUGGCGCCAACGAGAACGCUGCAAAUAUAAUAAACAACAUAUGCCAAGAUGUGUCCUUAGAUGGUUUUUAUUACCAUCAACAGUGGGAAGAUCUGGAUACCUAUUACAAGAGUUGCUGGCCCAAUGCCGCUGCAGCGUUGAAGCGUAAAUAUUUCAACAGUCCAUGGUCUAUAAUUGCUCUCUUUGCUGCAAUCGUUUUGUUUGUUCUUACCCUUGUUCAGACCGUGUAUACAAUCAAUCCCCCAAACCCAUAAUCGCGUUACAUUCUUAUUAUGUUUUCAUCUUUCAGUGUUCAUGUUUUACUUCAGUAUUUGUUGUUUUUUUUCUUUUUUUUGUCUCUGUUUGCAAGUCCCACAUAUUCAAGAAGUAUAAGUUUAAUAUUUGUCGGUUUCAAUAGAUUGUUGUUAUUUUAGCAUCGAAGUAGCUAGGUUUGAAGUAGACUUUCACAUUUCUUUUUGAGUUUAUGUUUCUAUAUGUGAAAAAGUUCCUUUGGUAUGGGAAAUUGUUUAUGAUGAGUUCCGGUAUCAAUAACUAAAACUUAGUAUUGCAAGUUGCAACCUUAAUUAUAACUCGAAAAAUAGUCAAUUAUAUCAGUGAUUUUUUAAGACAAUACUUUAAUAAGGUAACGUUACAAAGAGUUUUGUUUUUAAAAAAUAGUUACCCAUUAGUGUACUUUAAAACAUAUUUACAUAUUAAUUAUAUUAUAUUACUUAUUAAGAAACAAUUAGGUAACCAAAUUAAAACUCGUUUGGCAGCUUUACCAAAAAAAAAACAUAUUACCCUACGACCAAUAACACUAAAUGGUUGCCAGUUGCCUAGCUCUGAUGUGUAUUGUGAUGAGAUUCACUAUUUUCUUUGAUACAAGAAGGCGUUACACAUACUGUGAAGUGUGAAGAGACGAGACUGUAAAAGUUAUUUGAAGAAGGACGAUCCCAAGCAAGAAAUUACUGUUAUCAUGUACACAAACUCAUCAGUACCACAGCUUGGCUUCUGCAUGCAUACAGGGAGCUAUAAUCAUCAACGACAUGGAAACGUUAACAACGAGGGAGAAGAUCGUUUGAGGCCUCAAAGCAAUGAUGGGAUAAAAAGUGCGACUGGCAUUGUGGACUAUUGGUUUCUUUUCCCUUUUAUCUUUAAAACUAAUACAAUACAGUAAAUAAAUUCUGAAGUACCAUUUAGUUGGUAAAUAUCAUAAUUUUGUGAUCAUUUUAAUUGUAAAAAGAUAAACGAUGAUUUAUGUGAACCAGCGAUUAAGUUUGUCAAAUUAAAAUGAAAGUUAUUGUUUGUAA